AUGGCAAGCGGGCUGGCCAAGUAUACGCUGCCGACGACAAGCAAGCUCUCGCCGCUGGUGGUGCGGGUGCUCGGGCUCAACCCGGGACCGUUCACCCUCGGCGGGACGAACACCUAUGUGGUGGGGAACGGGACGGAACGGGCACUGGUGGACACGGGCGAGGGCAAGGACGGAUACCUCGAGGCGCUGAGUCAGGCGCUGGUGGACGAAGGCGUUGAGCGGAUCUCGCCCAUUCUCCUCACCCAUCACCACCACGAUCACGUCGGCGGACUGGCGCAGCUCGCGGCGGCCAACUCGAGCCUCUUCGACCUCUCGCGGGUGUACAAGCUCCCGCAUGCCGACGACAGCAGCUGGACCCCCGAGGGUGUCGCCGUCCACCCGCUGGCGGACGGUGAUGAGUUCGCCGUCGAUGGCGCAACGCUGCGGGUUGUCGCCACGCCGGGACACACGCCGGAUUCGAUUUCGCUCGUCCUUGACGAGGAGGGCGCGGUGCUGACGGGCGACACCGUGCUCGGCUCAGGCUCCACGACGGUCUUUACGGAUCUGAGCGGGUACAUGGUCUCACUGCGGCGGCUGAUGGCGCUGCUACCGGACGAGAGCCCCGCGCGGCUGUAUCCGGCCCACGGCCAGGUUGUCGACGAUGGCAGGGCGCUCAUUGCUGACUACAUCCACCACCGCGAGGAGCGCGAAGCCCAGAUCCUGCAAGCUGUGCAGACCGCGGGCGAGACCGGCGUCACAACAGCAGAUAUUGUGGCCUCGCUCUACGCCGGUUACCCCGCCAAAGUCCUCGGCGCUGCCGCCCGCGGCGUCGAUCUUCAUCUCACCAAGCUUGCUGACGACGGGCUGGUGGCUUGGUCGCCUGGCGGCUUGGCAGUCUCUCUCAAGUGGCUGGUCGUUGUUGUCGUCGCCGUCGUCGCAGUUGGACGGGUGACCGGUGCUCGGUGUGUCUUUGGUCCGCCGGCCGAGGCCCGCAGCUUGGAAGCUGAUCGGUUCCGAGGCAAUGCGUUCUUCUUCUUCCAAUCGGGCACGUUGACGGAGGUGACGGUCGAGUUUGCCGGCCCGGUGCGGAUUGUGGUCAUCGAGCGCGAGGCUACAGCGUCAGAUGGCGGCAGCUUGGCGGCGACGACUGUGUGGGAUGCCGAGGCCGUCGCUGUCGUUACUGAUGUUUCGGGCGUGUACGCGGUCGCGCUCGAGGUGGAGGUGGAGGCCGGCAAGAUCUACACCAUUGGCGCGGCGUGGCGCGGCCAUCGUGCGUACACCGUCCACGCUUUUGCCGGCACGCGGUUCCCGGCAUGCGCUAGCUGGGAGCACGGCGUCGGUCAGAACAAUGUCGCCGUAGGCGGCAAGCUCAACGACCUGGCACCUGCGGCCACGAAUGUGUACGCCAUCGGAUGGACGCUUGAGCCGGCAAGCGGGAGCCCGCUUGCCGCCGGGCCCUGUCCCACCUUCUUUGAUCACGUGGCGUGCAGCAACUCGAGCUGCGGCGGAACAGCCGGAUGCUCCUGCAGUCCGUCGAGGGGCAGCCUCAAUCCGUACGACUGCUCGCCGAUUGGAGUCGGAGACCUGCAGUGCGCCUACCAUCCGUCGGUCCUUGACUUGGCGGCACUCACGGGCAUCAUCUACACCAACACGCCCGGAUCCACAUACGUCAACUCGGUGCGGUGCAGCUGGAGGCUCACAGCGUCGAGCGCAGCGAGCCAGACGACGAUCACAUUCCACGCCGUCGAGACCGAGGCUGGCGCUGACGUCUUUGAGGUGUACUCGGGCGAUGCGCGAUACGGGGUGUACUCGGGAACCUCGAUCGCCAACUUUGAGAUUACCCUUUGCUCUCCGGUCCGCCUGCAGUUUAUCGCCGACGAGAUCCGGAGCCGACGCGGGGUGGCAGUCUCGUGGGCCAUUACGCCUGCACCAAGCCCGUGCGUAGAGACAGGUCCGCGAUCGACGCCGUUUGGCGAGGCGCCACCGGCGACCAGUGGCGGGUCCGGCGCUGAUGCCGCGAACGGGCGGGGAGCCGUCUCGUCGACGUCGUCGUCGUCCACGCAGCACGUUCCGGUCGCGAUUACGGUUUCGGUCCUGAUUGUGGUCAUAGCCACCGCAUGUGUGGUGUUCUAUGCCGUAUGGCGCCGCUCACAUCGGCCGGCCAGGCCGGACGUCGCGCCGCGCGAGCAGGCACGUCUCUCGGCCUGGCGCCGGCGCGCCAGCAGACCGCCGGCGUAUGCCUCACCAAGCGCAUCUGGCGAGUCUGAUGCGAGCGAAGCGCUAGCGCAAGAGUCCGAGAUUGACUUAACGAGUGCGACAAGUGGCACCGAGAGCGAUCCGCCGCCGUACGACGUGGUCGCGCGCUGGCGGCGUAGCGACUCGGUCUGA
Molecule: messenger RNA, 2367 nt
Organism: Thecamonas trahens ATCC 50062
Lineage: Eukaryota; Apusomonadida; Apusomonadidae
Exons: 2
Coding region: 1-2367 (788 amino acids)
Biological process (GO): secondary metabolite biosynthetic process
Source: RefSeq, a predicted model, not a curated record